UCAUUCUCACUCUGACUCACGCUGAUGCUCAAUGAUGGCGGACAGCGCGAGUGAGAGCGACACGGACGGAGCCACCCCUCACUGCUCCUCAUCCUUGUCUUCCUCCAUCCUUAUCUCUACGUUCCGUCUAGAAGAGUUGACGAACCGCCUGGCAUCUUUACAGCAAGAGAAUAAAGUGCUGAAGAUCGAGCUCGAGACGUUUAAACUGAAGUGUAAAGCUCUGCAGGAGGAAAACAGAGACUUGCGCAAAGCCAGUGUCACCAUACAAGCGAGAGCAGAACAAGAAGAAGAGUUCAUCAGUAACACCCUGUUCAAGAAGAUUCAGGCACUGCAGAAAGAGAAAGAAACUCUAGCAGUCAACUAUGAGAAGGAAGAGGAGUUCCUCACCAAUGAGCUCUCUCGAAAACUUAUGCAAUUACAACAUGAGAAGGCUGAACUGGAGCAGCACUUAGAACAGGAGCAGGAGUUUCAAGUCAACAAACUGAUGAAGAAGAUCAAAAAGCUGGAGAACGACACCAUCUCCAAACAGCUCACCUUAGAACAGCUUAGUCGGGAAAAGAUCGACUUGGAAAACACUUUAGAGCAAGAACAGGAAGCUCUUGUGAAUCGGCUGUGGAAACGCAUGGACAAACUGGAAGCAGAAAAAAGGACUCUUCAGGAGAAGCUUGACCAGCCCGUCUCUGCUCCACCCUCCCCGAGAGACAUCUCCAUGGAGAUUGACUCGCCUGAGAAUAUGAUGCGGCACAUCCGAUUCCUUAAGAGUGAGGUGGAGCGGCUGAAGAAGAACCUCCGCACUGCAGAGCUACAGCAUACAGAGAAGAGGGCUCAGUACAUAGAAGAAGAGCGCCACAUGAGGGAGGAGAACAUCCGCCUGCAGAGGAAGCUCCAGAGGGAGGUGGAGCAUAGGGAGGCCCUGUGCCGGCAGCUCUCUGAGAGCGAGUCCAGUUUGGAGAUGGAUGAUGAGAGGUACUUCAAUGAGAUGUCCGCUCAAGGCCUACGUCCCCGUACCGUAUCCAGUCCCAUUCCCUACAGCCCAUCCCCAUCCUCCAGCAGACCCAUCUCACCAGGGUUGUCAUAUGCGAGUCACACAAUGGGCUUCACCCCGCCAUCUACACUGACCAGAGCAGGCAUGUCCUUCUACAACACACCCGGCCUACAUGUCCACGCAGGAGCCUCACACAGCAUUGCAAGACCCUCCCCAAGAAGAAGCAACAGUCCAGACAAAUUCAAGCGGCCCACACCCCCUCCUUCUCCCAACACGCAGCCGGGCGUCCAUCCCCCUCCUCCCCCUCCACCCGCCGUGCAUCCAACAUCAUCCCAGGCAGCUCCACUGCAGCCGCAGCAGUCCUUGCAGCCAUAGAUCAGGGACUUGAAACAGAGCUGCUUCACUGUAAUAUUCCUAAUCCUCUCCAGCUCUAAAACCAUUCAUCUGUGUUGUGCUCAUAGUUCUGUUUGGAAGUGUUUUUUUGUGUCCACUAAAGAUGAUGUGUGAGGUGAAGGCAUUUCCAGCUCGGAGGAAAUGAACCUCUCUUCAGUGAAUUAGCAAGUACUUACUGCUUUGGCAUCAGUGUGUGUCAAGCGAUCUGCGCCCAUAGUGAUCUCUUAGAAAAAUACUAUUAAGGAAAUUAUGCGGCCAUAUAUUUUUCAUAGUUGAAUAUUUUUCUAGUGUUAAGACACUUUAAAAGUGUCAUCCAGAGUGAACCAGCCAGACAUUAUAGAGAGCCACAGGUGAAUAGUGGUCAAAGCAGCUAAUGGCCUUUUAAGGAUAAAAUUGCGGCCCAAUAUCACUUUUGAAUUCUUGGUUAAUAAUUCAUAGGAUAGUGUCUCAGUACGGAAUAAAACAAAAUGAAGCAAAAUGCUUUGGGUAGUUUCUCCAUAAACACAUUUGGAAAGCAAGACAGCAAAAUACUUUGCAUUAGUGAUAAGUCUCCCAAAGAAGUGACCAGGUCAAAUUGCAUACUAAAAUCUGAAAAGAAUUUUAUAUAUAUAUAGAGAGAGUGAAAUAUGACCUGGACAGUAAGUGACACCCUGUCAAGUGAUUUUUAUAUUUUUUUGUUUUAUUUUAAUUUUUUGCAGUGUUCACUUGAGACCUGUGGUAGAUGACUUGGUGUUUUGUGGCUGCUGCAGAUGCAAUGCAUUGUUGGCAUCUGCCAGACUUUAAUGUUCCUGGUUGGUUCUAAAAGCUUUUUAUAAUUUAGCAAGACACUUAAGACAUUAAAUGGCGCAGAUCAGAAAAUACACGUGUAUGUGUAAAGGGGUGUUCUUGUUUUUUUUUUUUUUAUUACAAACACACCUGCAGCUCUUUUCUGCUAAACAGUGUCUGGUACCACUGUGAUAUUUUUUGUUUUUCUUAAGAAUAUACUGACUUAUAAAAAUUAGUUUCAGUUUGAAAAUAAUUAAAGUGUGUAAAAUAGACUUUUGUAUGCUUUGCAAAAAAUGCAAAUAGGGGUCCCUUUUGUAAAAUGUUUGCGAGUUCAUCUUCAUGUCACUGGUAAGCUUUAGUUUUCAACUAUAUACAGGAUUCUCUCAGAGUUACCAAAUAAAUCAGAAAUUGAUUUGGUGCAUCUGAAUAUGACGAACAACAGAAAACAAGGAAGCGCUUCUUAUGUACUGUGAACGGCUAUCAUUUCCUGCAGAUCAAAGUAAACAAGUGAUUCAUUUCCUGGUACUAACCAGCUGGAUUUCAGUUAAAUUGUGAUAGGUUAGCUGUAGCCAGAUGAACACUAGGCCGUUUUGUCGAACAAUAUCCCAUGAAAAGAUCACUGAGUCUAGCUGCAGCAUGACAUCAGAUCUUUUCAUAUUUACUACAGUGUCUAUAAAGUCUUUUCUUUUCAUCUUUUUAAUUGUUCACCAUGUAUUCUUUGAGAGCACAAUUCAUUAGGUUGAGCAGAAGAACCUGGAAUAUAUUGUUUCACUUUUGUUUACCUUUUUACUGUGAUCAUUGUAAAUACUCAUGUCUCUGUAUAGAAAAAGAUUUCAGUUGUACCAAAGCUACAUUUCGUCCUUUUCAGCUCCACCCAGCUUUUAAGACUAAUGAAUGUACGUUUGCUCGUUUUACUGCUAUCAUUAACAGAUGGGACACCUUUGAGCCUUAACUCACUGCGGCAUUACUAAAUGUAAGCAUCCUCUAGCUUUUCCUACAUUAUAUCAAGGCCUUAAUAUGUGGUUGAUGUUACUCAGUGGUUAGAUUGCUCCAUUUUAAUCAGGUGCAAGAUAUGCAUUGCAUCAUUUGUAAAGCAAGAACAUGCUACAUUAUGUAAUGGUUAUUAAAAUGAUGAUGAUUAUCAUAA
Messenger RNA from Carassius gibelio (silver crucian carp), 3290 nucleotides. Its product is annotated as coiled-coil domain-containing protein 6. The record is from RefSeq and is a predicted model, not a curated record. The transcript is spliced from 9 exons. The coding region runs from base 32 to 1360 and encodes 442 amino acids. NCBI's taxonomy places the organism in Eukaryota, Metazoa, Chordata, Actinopteri, Cypriniformes, Cyprinidae.